Sporisorium graminicola is the source of this 1800-nucleotide messenger RNA. RefSeq lists its product as uncharacterized. The record is from RefSeq and is a predicted model, not a curated record. Bases 1 to 1800 code for a protein of 599 amino acids. Lineage: Eukaryota; Fungi; Basidiomycota; Ustilaginomycetes; Ustilaginales; Ustilaginaceae. Gene Ontology annotation, cellular component: nucleolus. Gene Ontology annotation, molecular function: histone binding; DNA binding. The transcript has a single exon. Gene Ontology annotation, biological process: nucleosome assembly; regulation of DNA-templated transcription.
AUGUCGAGCUACGCCAAACUCAAGGAGAUGGCACUUAAGAAGGCCGAGGAGGAGCAAGCCGCGCUCAACAAGGAGCGGGAGCGCAAAGAGCGAGAGGCAGCCGUCAAAUUAGCCGCACGAGAAGCACAGGAGAGGGAGCAAAAGGAACGGGAGCGCAGGAUCUUGGUUCAGCGCAUGACUCGUCAGAAGGAGGAGGAAGCUCGCGAAAGGGUGCGUAAAGAGCAUGCUGUCAAGCUUCAACAGAACAAGGUGGCAAGCGACGACGGUGCAGCUAGAUCGACAUCCGCUUCAUCCUCCAAACAGUCGUUGUCCGGACUGACCAGACCCAAAAACAUCAAGGCACCCGGAUCCACUCACAAAGUCGACCUCUCUGAUCGGCUCAAAGCCAAUUCGAGCAACGGCAGUGCGGCGCGGAGGAAGCGCAAGGCCGACCAAGAUGAUUUUGUGGGAAAUCGCUUGGAGAAGAUCAGCGCAAGCAAGACGGAUCGCAAGGCGUCGUCUGCAUCUGCAAGUGCUCCAAAGAAGAAGGCAGUCCCCAUGACGCGCGAGGAGAAGCAAGCCAUCAAGCGUGCUAGAGAGUUUGGCUCCAUCCCCCGGCUGCCUCCCAUCGGCCGCCUCAGUGCAAGCUCGGAUUCGUCGAGAUCAAGCCCAAAUCUGGGCGUCGGAGAUGACAGUGCGGGACGACUUUGGGCACGUUCGCACCUCGCCAAGGACAACGGGCUCGUAGCGCUCGGCACAAAGAAGCGAGAUCAACGCUCGAUUGACGAGAUCGAGCGUGACCUCCGAAGGCUAAAGGACAGCAAGGCGAAAGGAAAGAGCGACGGCCCCUCGCAAGCCGAGCUCGAGCGCGAAGCCGCCCUGCUUCGAAGGCAGAAGGCCAUGGAAGAGAAACGAAGAAGCGAUCUGGAGGCUAGAGAGAGGGCAGCACUCAUAAAAGAGACCGACAGCGCCGACGAUUCGAAGGACGAUCUCUUUGGAUCCGAAGACGACGACGGAGUCAAGGUCGUGAAACGUACCAAAGCUGCUCCAUCGAAAACAAUCAACAAAAGCACAAGCCAUGUUCCCGCCAUCAAUACCCCUACGAAUGGCUCGAGCGGUGCAGCACAGCCAAAGGAGCCACGAUCAAUUGUAGGACGAGCUCCUGGAGGCAUCAACCCCGCCGACUUCCUGCCUGGUGCACCUCUUCGCCCAGAAGCGAUGGCACGACUCAGUCAAAAAGCGCGGACAGCGUCUAAUUCUGCAUCGAACCGCAAAUCGCCGGAUCCCGAUUCUGUAUCCAAAUCGAAGCGGCCGUCAUUCGAUUCAAAGGCAGCCUCACCCUCAGCUGCAGCAGCAAUUUCACCCGCUGCUCCACCGAAAAGAGAGACGGCACGGGAUCGCUUCAUCCGAGAACAGGAAGAACAGAAGAAGAUGGCAGCAGGCCUCGCCAACGGCCAUGAACGUAGAGGUGGUCGACUACGAUCACAGUCGCCCGAUGAGUACGAUAGCGAAGAGGGCGAUUACGAUGACGAGUACGACAGCGAGGGAAUCGAUGACGACGAAGAGGAUGGCAGCGGCGGUCGAGGAGGCAGUCAGAGCUAUCGCGACGAGAUCUGGAAGAUCUUUGGCAAGGACCGCAAAAAGUAUGCGAGCCGGAUCGUGGACAGCGACGACGAUAUGGAGGCGGACGCAGCUUCGGUUCUGCAGGAGGAGCUGAGAAGUUCAAAGCAGGCGCGCGAGGAAGACUUGCGAGAAGAGCAGUUGGAGAAGCAGCGCGAACGCGAAAAGCUGCUCCGCAAGCAAGGCUCCAAGCGUGGUUAG